Penicillium waksmanii is the source of this 735-nucleotide messenger RNA. RefSeq names its product Oxidoreductase short chain dehydrogenase/reductase family. The record is from RefSeq and is a predicted model, not a curated record. Lineage: Eukaryota; Fungi; Ascomycota; Eurotiomycetes; Eurotiales; Aspergillaceae. The transcript has 4 exons. Bases 1 to 735 code for a protein of 244 amino acids.
AUGGCUUUCAAGACAUUCGCAAUCAUCGCCGGCGUCGGCCCUGGCACAGGCGCCUCUAUUGCUAGACGCUUUGCCAAAGCCUACUCUGUGGUGCUUCUAGCCCGAACCCCUGCCAGCUAUGAUGCCGUCGUCCAGGAGAUCAACUCCAGCGGUGGCCAAGCCGUCGGAAUUAGCGCCGACCUGUCUGAUUCAAGCAGCGUCAAAUCUGCUUUUGACCAGAUAGCCGUACAGUAUUCGGGCUCUUCUCUUGCUGUGGCUAUCUUUAAUUCUGGGGGUGGAUGGGCGCGCAAGCCGUUCCUGGAGCUGACUGACGAGGACUACUCAGGUGCUCUUGCUUCUCAGGCAAAGGGCGGCUUUUACUUUGCUCAGAAUACUCUGCCACUCCUCCUCAAGGCUGGGGACAUAUCGCCGCGCCCGCCAACCUUGAUUUUCACAGGAGCAACGGCAAGCAUAAGGGGCUCCGCCAACUGCGCAGACUUUGCCUCGGCCAAGUUUGCGCUGCGUGCCCUAGCACAGUCCCUAGCUCGUGAGUUCGGACCGCAGGGCGUGCAUGUAUCACACGCCAUCAUCGACGGGGCAAUCGAUAUCCCCCGCACUAAGAGCUUGAUAUUCCAGCACGAGGAUGCUAAGUUGAGUCCAGAAGCAAUUGCGGACUUGUACUGGCAUCUGCACGCGCAGCCCCGGACGACCUUUGUGUUUGAGAUGGAUCUGCGACCGUACGUGGAGAAGUGGUGA